This is a messenger RNA of Penicillium longicatenatum, 1572 nucleotides long. Its product is annotated as 2-ketogluconate transporter. The transcript is spliced from 5 exons. Gene Ontology annotation, molecular function: transmembrane transporter activity. Gene Ontology annotation, cellular component: membrane. Lineage: Eukaryota; Fungi; Ascomycota; Eurotiomycetes; Eurotiales; Aspergillaceae. Bases 1 to 1572 code for a protein of 523 amino acids. The record is from RefSeq and is a predicted model, not a curated record. Gene Ontology annotation, biological process: transmembrane transport.
AUGUCGGCUUUAGAAGAAAGCAAGACGAACGAUGUCAGGCAAGAAGUGGAGCCCGCGCACCUGGAGCAUGUUACCACCGACAUAGAAGACUUGAAAACUGCCCAGGUCGGUGAUCGCGUUGAUGAUCAGGUUCAAAAGUACGCUGCCAUGGGCCGCGUGGAAAUAGACGAGCCCACAAACCGUCGUCUCCGUCGUCUGAUUGACCGUCGAGUGCUAGUUAUCAUGGUGCUCACAUAUCUGGUUCAAGCGCUCGACAAGGGCACGUUAUCCUUCACAUCUAUCAUGGGGUUUUUGGAUGAUACACACGUAGACACCAAUCAGUACGCAUGGCUAUCAACAUGUGUCUAUAUUUCGAUUCUUGUGGUCGAGUACCCAACCAAUUGGAUCAUUCAACGCGUACCUAUAGCCAAGUACCUUGGAUGCAAUAUUAUCAUCUGGGGAUCUAUUCUCGCUUUACACUCGACCGUGAAGAACUUCGGCGGUAUUCUGACAGUGCGCAUUCUACUUGGUGUGUUUGAAGCAUGCGCCCAGCCCAGUUUUGUUCGCCUAUCAAGUAUGUGGUAUAAGCGCUCUGAACAGGCGGAAACCAUCACAUUCUGGUAUAUGAUGAACGGGUUUCAACAAAUGAUCGGGGGUCUUUUGGCAUACCUCUUCAGCCUGAUCGGCGCCGACAAAGUGAUCAAAUCCUGGCAAGCUCUCUUCAUUACCUAUGGAUGCGCCUCGGUUCUUUUUGGUGUCUUCGUUCUUCUCUUCAUGCCAGAUUCGCCCAUGACAGCGACGUGUUUCUCCGAAGAAGAUAAGAGACUAAUGGUGGAGCGCGUUCGAGACAAUCGCACAGGAAUCCAGAACAAGAAGUUUCGAAAAUACCAAGUGUACGAGGCCUUGUCGGAUCUUCAGAUGUGGUGCUACUGCGGAAUUCAGCUCUUCACCACUAUGCCCACUAGCGGACUGGGCACAUUUGCGAACAUCAUUAUCAAAGGAUUUGACUUCACCACACUCCAGACGCAGUUGCUGUCGAUGGUUCUCGGAGCAUACAUCAUUCUUGUGCUUCUUACCUCGACAUGGCUGGUGAAGAAAACCCAACAAAACUUAAUUGUCAUGGCAGCUUAUUGUAUACCAUCUUUCAUAGGUACUAUUGUUCUGAUGACCGUUCAAAAUACUACCGUGGCAACAAAGGCAGGAUUGUUGAUGAGUUACUACAUCACACUGUCGUUCUGGGCAGCACAAACCUUGACAUUAUCGUUGAUCUCCCGCAAUGUUGCCGGACAGACGAAAAAGUCCACUGUUAUCGCAGCCAAUUUUAUCGCUUGGGCAAUCGGAAAUGCGAUCGGACCUCAAAUUUUCCGAUCUAAAGAUGCGCCACGCUAUUUCACGGCUUUUAGUGUCCACCUUGGCUGCUACACGAUUUUGGAGUUUAUCCUCUUGUUUCUUAGGUUCCACCUCAAGAAGCAGAACACUAUGAAAGAUCAACUGCAGGGUGUGGAAGACGUGGAAUCUCCGGAUAACGGUGAUCUUGAUGGUUUUGAAGAUCUGACAGAUAAGGAAAACCUCCGAUUCCGAUAUGUUUACUAG